CUGGUCCGCAGGUGGCAGGGAGGGAGGGAGGGGAAGGGGCUGCGCGUCCGCCAUGGAUAGGUUCGUGUGGACUAGCGGGCUGCUGGAGCUGGGGGAGACGUUGGUGGUCCAGCAGCGCGGCGUGCGCCUCUGCGACGGGGAGGAGAAGUUGAAAUUUGAUAGCGGAGUAUUACUGCUAAGCACACACAGACUAAUCUGGAGAGAUCAGAAGAAUCACGAGUGCUGCAUUGCUGUACCUCUGUCUCAGAUCGUCUUUGUUGAAGAGCAAGCAGCUGGGAUAGGAAAAAGUGCCAAAAUAGUUGUUCAUCUUCAUCCUGCUUCUUCAAACAAAGAGCCUGGUCCAUUCCAAAGCAGCAAAUAUUCCUACAUAAAACUUUCAUUCAAAGAACAUGGGCAGAUUGAGUUCUAUAGACGAUUAUCAGAAGAAAUCACACAAAGAAGAUGGGAGAACAUGCCCACUGGUCAGACCAUGCAAGUUAACAAGGAUCCACAGGCAGGAAGAAUAAGGGCUGUAGGAAUUGUAGGGAUCGAAAGGAAAUUAGAGGAAAAAAGAAAAGAGACUGACAAAAACAUUUCCGAGGCUUUUGAGGAUCUUAGCAAACUAAUGGAGAAGGCUAAGGAAAUGGUGGAGUUAUCAAAGUCAAUAGCUAACAAGAUUAAAGAAAAACAAGGUGACAUCACUGAAGAUGAGACUAUUAGGUUCAAGUCCUAUCUACUGAGUAUGGGUAUAGCUAAUCCAGUUACUAGGGAAACAUAUGGAUCAGGUACACAUUACCACAUGCAACUGGCGAAGCAACUAGCUGGAAUACUGCAGACGCCGUUAGAGGAGCGAGGAGGGAUCAUGUCACUUACAGAAGUGUACUGUCUGGUAAAUCGCGCACGAGGAUUAGAGUUGCUGUCACCAGAAGAUUUAGUAAAUGCUUGUAAGAUGCUGGAGUCACUGAAAUUACCACUAAGGCUUCGGAUAUUUGACAGUGGUGUGAUGGUGAUUGAACUCCAGUCUCAUAAUGAAGAGGAAAUGGUAGCUUCUGCUUUAGAGACAGUAUCUGAAAAGGGUUCUCUCACAGCUGACGAGUUUGCUAAGCUCGUGGGGAUGUCUGUUCUCUUAGCCAAAGAAAGGCUGCUGCUUGCUGAAAAGAUGGGCCAUCUUUGCAGAGACGAUUCAGUGGAAGGCUUGAGAUUCUACCCAAAUUUAUUUCUGACGCAAAGCUAAUGUAGUUUGUGUACAGUCUGUUGUAACAGUUGAACAAGAGAGUAGAGGGCAGAACCCUUCCACCAACUGACUUUAAAAUUUUUAUUUUGUUAGUCUACUGCAACGGUGAUGAACAUUGCCAUGCUUUACAGUUCUCAGGUAUUUCAAGUGCUGAAUCCUCUUAUGCGGAACUGAAAGGAAGUAGGAAUCACUGUCAGAAACAUGUUAAUUGUCUCAAGCCGGCUAGCUCAUGUUUCAAGUUUUAUUUGAUGUGCUCUGUAGUUUCUCGUUUCAAGAGAAGGCAGAUGAAGAUUCCACACAAGUGAAAGUGGAGAGAAUAUCCCUGUAGUCUGCCAUGAGGGCCAGCACCCACAAAACAGGUUACUGCAUACUCCAGUUUCAAUUUGUUUAUGUCUAGAGCAACAAAGCAGACAGAUAUAUCCGUAGUGAUAAGUGACUUUGGUGUGUAGUGAGGUAUAAGGAACAAACCAGAGUAGAAUAACCCCUUCUCCCUGAAGUGAUGAACAGUUUUGUAAGAGGAUCUUGGGGUUCUUGUACUUCGAGAAAGAACAAACCUGCUCCAGGAGAGAUUAACGUAUGUUAUGAGAAUCUAGAAAACAUGAUGUUUAUUUAGUCAUGUCUUAUGCUAAUAUCUCAGAUAGGAGCAUUGUUAGCACAGACUCCUCCCUUCUCUUUCCUUGCCAUCUUCCUUCCUGUCUCAUUAUGUUGCACUUUGGGUGCCCUUUCUCUUUCCUCUCUUUACAUCGCAGAGUGUAGUAGCCUCCUGUCACUCUACCAGACUCUGUGCUUUAAUGUGCUUGGUUUUUAUCUUGUACUUCUAAUGAAAGAUCGUUUGUCUGUUUCAUCGGCCUACUAUCUGUUUUGGAGAGACAGUUAUUUUGCUUAUAUCUUGUAUGCAAAAAUUAAUAUGCUUUCAGUAUUGAAGGGAGGAAGAAGACCAUCACCCUGUGUUUAAUAGUCACAGCGUAUCGUGUUGUUUGGUAUUCCUCACCCUGUGUUCACACUGAAUGCAAUUGGAUAGUCUCAGUUUUCAUAACUCCAGUGGAGUUGUUACAUUACUUGAAGAUCUGUUGUCAUGGUAAUAAUGGUAAGUGGAUGUUUGUGAUCCACAUCACUUAAAUUUUUGACAUUUUGAAGUGACCAGUUUUAAUAAAUAACAAAAUGUAUUCAAGGUAUGGACAAGGACAACAUAUGUAGAACUGCAUUGUGGUUGUAAUGGCCAAAUUGACAUUACAAAAAAGGAGAAAAAGGCUUGUAAGAGCCUGAAAAUAUUUUCAGAACUAUUUCAGUGUUACCAUAGCUUAGACAAGAGUUCAGAGCCUGCCAAUAAGGAGUUCAGUGCAGAGAUCCCUAGUGAUGAUGCUUUUCGUUCGUAGGAUGCUCAUUUAGGUCCAAUGAAUUGUGUCAUCUUAUCCUUGUCACAAGCAAACUUUCAUGCAGUGCUUUAUUUAGGGAAGUUUUCCUCUGUUUUGUGAAGGUGCUAAAACUAAUGUGUUUGACACAGGUGAAGGAAGCAGUUCCACCCUAUUUUUACUUUGUUAACCAUCUAGUGUCAUCUUUUCAGGAGCCUUAUGGCUUCCUGCUUUUCUUCAUCCUCCCCACAACACCCAGAAGAGAUCUACGUGAGGUACACCAAUCAUCACAUAUCUAAGGAGAGACUGAAAAAUGAGAAAUUCAGAAGCAAAAAGGUGUUUUGUGAGAGCUGUUUCUUUUGCCCGAUACCCAACCCUGUCAAGGGAGACCAGUGGUUUAUGGGCUUGAACCAUUUCCCACAAGGGGGCAUGUCUUCUGCAGAAAGGACAAAACCAGAAAGGAAAUGCUAACUAAACUCCAGCCUUUGCUGCUCCAAUCCUGAGCAUUUCAUUAUUUUAAUUAAGCAAUAACAAUACGGCCUGUUUAGAAUGAUGGUACCUUCUCAAGCUUUUCUUUCCGAAGAUUUUUCCUUGGCUUUUUUUUUUUUCUACAGGGAAGAAGUCUAUAAGGUAAAUUGUAUAGCUGUUUUAGAAUUUAAACAUACACAGAAGACAAUUACUACUAGAAAGUAAUAAAAAUGAAAAGAUUUUCUUAAAUAGACUGUUCUGUCAAAUUUUGGGUUUUUUUCUUCUUAAAAUAUUUUGGCAGCUUUAAAGUCUUUGAACAUCAAAAUCUUGUGGUUCUGUGGGGCAGGUUUUUAAACUGCAUUAUAUUUUUGCUGUCUCAUUUUGUACCUAAAAGGGUACAAGAUUGUUUUGAUUUAAAAUGAAAAGGCAGAAUUGUUGGUUGACAGCCAGCUGAACAAGAGCCAGCAGUGUGCCCAGGUGGCCAAGAAGGCUGACAGCAUCCUGGCUUGUAUCAGGAAUAGUGUGGCCAGCAGGAGUAAGGAGGUGAUUGUGCCCCUGUACUCGGCACUGGUGAGGCCGCACCUAGAGUGCUGUGUUCAGUUUUGGGCCUCUCACUGCAAGAAGGACAUUGAGGUGCUGGAGCCUGUCCAGAGGAGAGCAGUGAAGCUGGUGAAGGGUCUGGAGAGCAAGUCUUACAAGAAGAGGUUGAGGGAACUGGGGUUGUUUAGUCUGGAGAAGAGGAGGCUGAGGGGAGACCUUAUCAUGCUCUACAGCUACCUGAGAGGAGGUUGUAGUGAGAUCGGUGUUGGUCUCUUCUCCCAAGUUACUAGCGAUAGAAGGAGAGGAGAUGACUUCAAGCUGCACCAGGGAAGGUUUAGACUGGAUAUUAGGCAAAAUGUUGUCACUGAAAGAGUGGUCAGGCAUUGGAACAGGCUGCCCAGAGAGGUGGUGGAAUCACCAUUCCUGGAGGUGUAGAUGUGGCACUUCAGGGCAUGGUUUAGGAAGCAUGGUAGUGUUGGGUUGGUGGUUGGACUUGAUGAUCCUAGAGGUCUUUUCCAAACUUAAUUAUUCUAUGAAUUAAAUGUAAUUAGAAUGCCCUGGUUCUGUUGCUGAGUAGCCUGUGAGACACUCCAGCCAGAAUCACAAAACUAGAUGUCUACACAAGCACCAGUUUCAUGAGGGAACCAGUCUGAGCUUGAGCCAAGCAUAUAUCCUGUGCUAGAGCUGGAACAGCAUCUGACACAUGCAAAUGUGUUUUCCCAGCUGAAAGACAAUAGAAAUCAUACAUCUGAUACCACACUGAGAGCCAGCCAUAUGGCAAACAAAUGGAGUGGCAUGUUUACGGGUGUGUGGUAUCAUGGUAGUACAUCGCACUGUUCUAAACUGCCCUUGCCCAGUCCUGUUUCUGUUGGUACAACCAGCAAAAAAUCUAUUGACUAUUGAAGCAGUAUUAUAGGAGAGAGGAAAAUAUAGUUGUCAUUCUCACAGAUCAUUGUAGUUUAAUACAGAAGGUGCCUGUAUGAACCUUCCAUGUUUUGAUUAUUCCUAGAAUAUUUGUAUCAAGAUACAUGAACUUCAUCUCAUUUUGCCAGGGCUGCCCAAUUAUGCAGUCCUUUGAACAGAGGUUUGUUAACAGAGGUCUGUUCAAAUGGAGUAGUCUUAAAUGAUGUUUUUCAUUUGAAAACACAGGUCUUUUUAUACAUAUGACAGGAAGAGAACACUGCUCGGGAAUCUGUACAUCCUUUCUAUUUCUCCUUUCCCUUUGUUUUCAGGAAAAUUAUAUUCAGCCUAUGGAAACAUGGCCCUAACCUGAACCAUAUUUCCGAAAUGCAAACUUUUUUUUCAACUGAAAGAUAACAUAUGGUAUGUAUGUGUAUUCAGAAGUCUUCAGAAAGUGGAACUUUAAUAAUCGCUACUGGCUGUGUAUUGAUAAGCUAAACUCUUGGACACUCAUUUCUUCUAACACGACUUCUAUAGUUUGUCCAAAGGGCCUGACGGUGAUUUUUGUAAAAGUAGUGAAAGUACGUCACUGAAUUCAUGAAGACGCUAGUGGGAGACAGUGGGAGUCUGUUGCUGACAGUGGUUCCUGCUUCCUCAAGCCUGGGAGGCUCUCAUUUGCAACUGGGCAGUUCUUUCAAAAUACUGCCCUGAAAAGGCAGGAAUGGCUGAUUCAAAAUUACUUGUGGAUUUGAUAUGAAAUAAUUAUUUUCUUUGGGAGGAACCCACUCUCGAGUGGCUUUUUUCCUGAGCUAGAUUCACAAGUCUGACAAUUGCAUUGCUUUUUCCUACUCUAGCAGUUCCCAUUUCAUCCUAAUUCUCAGUGCUUCAGGCAUUCACGUGAAAUGCAAGACAGUCUAGGUCCAGGUCAUCUUCUGCUGGGAAGGCUUCAACUAGCAUUUUGUUCUCCAAAAAAUGAGCUGCAAGUAAUUGUGCUAAGAGCAUAUUCUGGGCAUGUCUGUUUGCAACAUUCAUCUUCAUUUUAAGGAAUUACUUAAAUACUUUUUGGAGCAGAGGCCCAAGUGUAAUACCUUCCAGGUAGUUGUCCUGGCCUGCAGACUUGAGAGUAAUUUUUCUUUGCGGUUUAGAAAUGAAGCAUUAUUCAACUAUUAAAAAAAAAACCACACCACCAAAACACAGUAACUUCAGGAUUGAGUGAGGAAACCUCAGUUUCAGAAAACCCCACAGCCUGCUAGUGCUAGUUAGUGCACACUCAUGAGAGGUAGACCUGAUAGAAACCACCCUGCUCCAUAUCCCUGCUCCAAACCAAAGACCAGGUAGGAUCUUGAGUCUCCUCCUUCCCCACUGGACUGGGAAUGCUGUGACUUCAAAUUCCCACUGAUGAAAGAGCACAUUAAACCCUGCUCUGCCAUGCUCACAGCAACGAUGGACAGCAAGUUGAAGGGGCUGCUGGAAUAGUCGCAGCACUUUCGUGACUCUAGUCCUGCUCUGAGCAUAAGGCUCAGACUAGUUAGAUGUUCUGCAUUGCUUUGUUCAGUUCAAAGUGUUUUAUGUACUUGGAGGGUUUCACUCAGCUGAUGAUAAAUUAUCAUCAAAAUUAUCUCAGGGACUAAGUAAAGGAGGAUAAUCUAAAUGCUGUUUCACUGUGUUUUUGAAGUCAACAGUCGAACAAAUUGGUGCUCCUGUAUCCCUUGCUUUGAUACAUGCAGAACGCUCCCAGAAGCUCAAAGACAGGACAUGUUAUUUUCUUCUAACAAAAAAAUUUGCAGGAGGAUACAUGCUGUGUGAAGUUAUUUUUCUUUUUGCAAAGAACAAUAAAGGCAGCACAGUUGCGCAGAAUAAAUCUGUACCUGUU
Molecule: messenger RNA, 6346 nt
Organism: Phalacrocorax carbo (great cormorant)
Lineage: Eukaryota; Metazoa; Chordata; Aves; Suliformes; Phalacrocoracidae
Source: RefSeq, a predicted model, not a curated record